AUGCCGCCCACGUUCGCCAAGCCGCAGAAGCGCCCGCGCCCCGCGAAGCGCACGCAGACCGGGAAGAUCGUCCUCCGCGUGGACUCGUCCGCGCGAUUGGACAGCCAUGUCUCCGCGACGCGAGCCAUCGCGGACGCCCUCUGCGCCAAGUUCGCGGCGGAGGGCGCGAACGUCGUGACGCGCGACCUCGCGCGUGUCCCGCCGUCGCUGAUCACGGAGGCGUGGAUCGAGCACGCGCCGCUGCCGCGCGACGACCUGUACUACGAGCUCGGCGACGAGACGACGGUAGAGGAGAAGGCGGAGCGCGAGGCGAGAGAGAUGAAGCGACGCGAGCUCAUGGAAGAGUCCGACGAGUACCUCGUCGAGCUCCUCAGCGCGGACGUCCUCGUCAUCGGCGCGCCGCUGUACAACUUUAGCGUCCCGGCGUCGCUCAAGGCGUGGAUCGACCUCGUCGUGCGCGACAAGCGCACGGUGCGCGACACGAGGGAGGGGCCCAUCCCGUUGCUGAAGGUGCGUUCUAUACACUGGUCCCCAUACGACCGCGUUGGCGUGGUGAACGCCGUUCCUUAA
Messenger RNA from Micromonas pusilla CCMP1545, 570 nucleotides. RefSeq lists its product as uncharacterized. The transcript has a single exon. The coding region runs from base 1 to 570 and encodes 189 amino acids. NCBI's taxonomy places the organism in Eukaryota, Viridiplantae, Chlorophyta, Mamiellophyceae, Mamiellales, Mamiellaceae. The record is from RefSeq and is a predicted model, not a curated record.